Molecule: messenger RNA, 1293 nt
Organism: Saccharomycopsis crataegensis
Lineage: Eukaryota; Fungi; Ascomycota; Saccharomycetes; Ascoideales; Saccharomycopsidaceae
Gene: NCS2
Product: Ncs2p
Exons: 1
Coding region: 1-1293 (430 amino acids)
Biological process (GO): tRNA wobble position uridine thiolation
Cellular component (GO): cytosol
Molecular function (GO): tRNA binding; sulfurtransferase activity
Source: RefSeq, a predicted model, not a curated record
AUGCCCACUUGUCAGAGAUGUGAAGAACCAGCGGUUCUUACCUCCAGAAAGCAACCUUUUUGCAAAGACUGUUUUAUCAAAUUUAUCAGGGGAAAGCAAAGGAAAGUGGUUCAGAGUUUGAAUAUCAAAGAUAAGAUCGUUGAUGUAUUAGUUCCUAUCAGUUUUGAUCUCUCCAACACAAGUUACGUGAGCUUCAAUAACGCCAUCGUUCUAUUGGAUAUUCUCAUCAACUUUUCCAAGUCGUUAUAUAAAAGUUAUUUCAAAAUUACCAUGCUAUUUCUCGUCACUGCAGAAAGCCUGGCCAACAUCAAAUCGUUCUAUACCACCCUCAAGGAAAGAUACCAAUUCACCAAUAUAGAUAUCAAGAUCUUGGAUCUUAUGGCCUUUAUAAGAAACAAUGAAUCGUUAUACAAUAUAAAUGUUCAUAAUAAUAGAGCGACAAGCUUUCCAAGUGUUCACAAGUUUGAAAGUUUCGAAGAUUACAUUUCGUCCAUCACCAAUACAUCUACAAGGGAAGACUUACUUUUCAAUAUCCACUGGACUGUCAUCAAAAUAUUCGCAUACCUUCACAAUUUCCCCACCGUAUUAUACAGUAAUUCUAUGGGGAAUAUUGCCACGAAAAUUUUGUCAAACAUUGUUAAAGGUAAAGGGAUUGAAAUAUCACAAAUUUUGGAAGAAUCCCAAACAUUGGAAAUUGCUGAUGAUGAAAAGAAGCAGUUCAGUUUUCAGGCAUUUUAUCCUCUCAAAGAUGUCUUGAACACCGAAAUAUUUCAAUACAUCAAGCUCCUAAACCUCACAGAUCUCUUACCAUCAGAUUUGCAGCGACAAUACGAAAUCAUCAAUGAUGAGGAGACUGGCAGCAACAACAAAAUCCUCAAUGUGAAGACUGCUACCCUCAAUCAGCUUAUAAAUGAAUACUUCAACGAUUUGGAGAAAAACGGAUACUCCACAAUUGUCUCGACGGUUGUAUCGACGGGUUCGAAAUUGGCGAUACCUAAAGGCGAACUCAAGGAGUGUCCAUUAUGUGGAUUCAAAAUGCCUGGUGGGGCAAGCAAAUGGUUAGACCAUAUCACUGUCAACUCACCUUGUGAAGAUGGGGAAUCACCAUCACCGUCAUCAUCGGAAAACCACAACCCGCAAUUAUCAGGCAACCCAUUGGAUAUUUGUUAUGGCUGUCUUGUUUCCUUUGAUACUGCCGGUGAGAAAUUUUCCUGGCCGAUCGCUGAGCCUGUUUCUAUGAGCGAGAAAGAGAUCUUGAAUGAAUAUAUUAUAUCUGAUGAUGAUGACGAAUAG